CCACCUUCCACCGCUGCAUGUCGAAAAUUGAUCGCGCCAUUUUGCGGUAGUUUUUAUCAAGCUCGCUGUGUUGAAGAACCGUACGCACAAAGGAACACCAUGGCUGACAACGACUUGUUGGACUACGAGGACGAAGAAGACCAAGAGCAGACCGUGGGGGAAGCCAUCCCCGAAGUAAAGAAACCUACUGGAGGCUAUGUGUCCAUUCACAGCUCGGGGUUCAGGGAUUUCCUUCUCAAGCCCGAACUCUUGCGCGCCAUCGUAGACUGCGGCUUCGAACAUCCAUCCGAAGUGCAACAUGAGUGCAUACCCCAGGCAAUCCUCGGCAUGGACAUCCUGUGUCAGGCCAAGUCUGGCAUGGGAAAAACCGCCGUGUUCGUCCUGGCUACCCUACAACAGCUUGACCCUGUCGAAGGCCAGGUGUCUGUGCUGGUGAUGUGCCAUACCCGAGAGCUGGCCUUCCAGAUCUCCAAGGAGUAUGAGCGUUUCUCCAAGUACCUGCCGUCAGUGCGUGUGGGCGUGUUCUUUGGCGGCAUGAACAUUACCAACGAUGAGAAGGUGCUCAAGAGCAGCUGCCCCCACGUCGUGGUGGGCACACCUGGCAGAGUCCUGGCCCUUGUUCGUUCCCGUAAACUGCAGCUGAAGCACAUCAAGCACUUUGUUCUGGACGAGUGUGACAAGAUGCUCGAGCAACUCGACAUGCGUCGGGACGUCCAGGAGAUCUUUCGCACCACUCCUCACGAGAAGCAGGUCAUGAUGUUCAGCGCAACGCUGAGCAAGGAUAUCAGGCCUGUGUGCCUCAAGUUUAUGCAAGACCCUAUGGAGGUGUACGUGGAUGAUGAGGCCAAGCUGACCCUACACGGUCUGCAGCAGUACUACGUGAAACUGAAGGACAACGAAAAGAACCGCAAGCUGUUUGAGCUCCUCGAUCUCCUUGAGUUCAACCAGGUGGUCAUCUUUGUCAAAACCGUACAGCGUUGCAUGGCUCUCGCCCAACUGUUGGUAGAGCAAAACUUUCCUGCCAUUGCCAUCCACCGGGCCAUGACCCAGGAGGAAAGAUUAUCUCGCUACCAGCAGUUCAAAGACUUCCAGAAGCGGAUUCUUGUGGCCACAAACUUGUUUGGACGGGGAAUGGACAUUGAGAGAGUCAACAUAGUUUUCAACUAUGAUAUGCCUGAAGAUUCUGACACCUACCUCCACAGAGUUGCUCGAGCUGGACGCUUUGGCACCAAGGGGUUGGCAGUGACAUUUGUCUCCGAUGAGCAGGAUGCAAAAACCUUGAAUGAAGUGCAAGACAGGUUUGACGUCAACAUCUCCGAGCUGCCUGAUGAAAUCGACAUUUCCUCUUACAUUGAAGGCCGCUGAGCUCCAUUGGUCUCAAGGAACCACUGACAAGUUGUCAUCAUCACAUCUGAAGCUUUUUUCUACAAGUUUUCACCUUUAAAGUUGUAUGUGUAGAAGUGUCUGUCCAUUGUCAUUUUAUUUCAAGACUCAUAAACGCUGAAAGUACAGUUUGACGAAAAGUCAUCACAGUGAAAAUACAGUUUGAAAGAAAA
Molecule: messenger RNA, 1556 nt
Organism: Rhipicephalus sanguineus (brown dog tick)
Lineage: Eukaryota; Metazoa; Arthropoda; Arachnida; Ixodida; Ixodidae
Product: spliceosome RNA helicase DDX39B
Exons: 9
Coding region: 100-1365 (421 amino acids)
Biological process (GO): mRNA splicing, via spliceosome; mRNA export from nucleus
Molecular function (GO): ATP binding; RNA helicase activity; RNA binding
Source: RefSeq, a predicted model, not a curated record